CUGUACGUCUGUAAAUAAAUAUUAUAUUUGCCCAAUGUAAAUAAUGUGGUAACAAAGAUUAUUAAACAUUUGUUGUUGAAUAUGCCUUACUACUGUGUUCUCUGCAAAAAAGAGCCAAUACCCGCAGAUAAAAGUCGCAGUUUUCAUAAGUUUCCAGAUGAUGAUGGUUUAAGACAGAAAUGGAUGGCUUUUGCUGGAAUAAGUUCUAUAACCAAGUAUACAAAACUUUGUAGUGAUCACUUUGCUACGAGUGCCUAUGAAGACUUUGAUGGAAGUAAAAUUAAAAGAUCUUUACGGAAAUCUGCGGUCCCUUGCAAAUUUGUAUCAACAGAUCAAGCUCAAAGUGUUAACUACUCAGUCACAAAAGAUCAAACACAACUGAAUUUACAAAAACAGUCAUGUGUCAGUAAUGUUUCUGUAAAUACUGUAGUUAAUGUGCUACCCUCUAUCAACAAUGAUUUGCCUGCAAAUACUAGUAGAGCAUUUGGUGAAAAUAAGCAAGAUCUGUGUCAACCUCUCAGUCAUCGUACAUCAAAUUCAUCUGUGGCUGUGGAUUUGAAUACGAGUAAAAUUUUUUCCACAAAUUCAUCUGUCGCUGUAAAUUUGGGUACAAGCAGUAAUCUGUCAAAAAGCCAUUGUGAUAACAUUUCAAGAAAUAAUUUUUCAACUCAAGUGUUGCAAGAGCAAAUUACACAGCAAACUGUGUUUAAUAAUACACAGUUUAAUGAUAAUCGUACAAAUCUCAAAAG
Messenger RNA from Belonocnema kinseyi, 749 nucleotides. RefSeq lists its product as uncharacterized. The annotation marks the transcript as partial. The transcript is spliced from 2 exons. NCBI's taxonomy places the organism in Eukaryota, Metazoa, Arthropoda, Insecta, Hymenoptera, Cynipidae. The record is from RefSeq and is a predicted model, not a curated record.